This is a messenger RNA of Opisthorchis viverrini, 2275 nucleotides long. RefSeq lists its product as hypothetical. The record is from RefSeq and is a predicted model, not a curated record. Gene Ontology annotation, biological process: transcription initiation at RNA polymerase II promoter. Gene Ontology annotation, molecular function: RNA polymerase II general transcription initiation factor activity; protein binding. The coding region runs from base 1 to 2184 and encodes 727 amino acids. The transcript has 7 exons. Lineage: Eukaryota; Metazoa; Platyhelminthes; Trematoda; Opisthorchiida; Opisthorchiidae. Gene Ontology annotation, cellular component: transcription factor TFIID complex.
AUGUACUCGGUUCACCCAUCCAGGCAAACGCAUGACAAACCCGAAAGUUUCGGAGUUAAGUACCAGUCUCUUCUGAGGUUCAUUGAUACAAUUCCCGAUGUUCACAAGGUUUGUUUGUUCUUGCACCAAUGUCUACAAAUUUCCAGUUGGAGCUGUCGUCUUUACUCUAUCCCAUAUUUGUCCAUCUUUACCUGCGUCUGGUUAGCGCGGUUCAUCAUUUAUUUGUCCGAACCAGCGAAAGUAUUCAUGGAUACGUUCCGGAAACAUCAAGAAGACUUCUACCAGCAGGAUAUCAUCAUGCUGGCAAACAUAUCAGACGCGGAUCAGCUGUUACUCAAUCCGUUGGUAGAGUCCUUUCGCGCCUCGGAGUUUGUGGUUAGCGUGGCACACUCCUCCUACUCAUUGUUGAAAAAGUUCCUACAAGAACAUGGUCUACAGGUUAUUCAGAGCAUAUUAACUGAACAACUUUCUCUCCAAGUUGUUGACGGUCCACCCCGCACGAAGCUUCAACUAGACUGUCGUCGUGGUUCUUUGUUUGGUGAGGCUCCGAGAAACUCAAACAAGGAACCCGUUCUCUAUGGUCUUCUGUCAGAUCCCUCUUUGAAUGUUUCGUCUGAUCUCACCGGUGAAACCACACAAGCAUCAGAUGACCAGGCCCCCACGACCGAGCAAGUGGAAGACGGUGACGGCGAACAGACCCCUGUAAAGAAGAAAAAACGGCGGGAUGGCUAUGGAGCUGGACAGUCUUGUUCAGGAGCUUCGAGCAAGGAUGGACAGAAAGGCGACUCGAAUUCCCCCGCACUCGAUCGAAUCCCGCUACCCAAGUUGCGUGACACCUUUAUCGAAUCCCGGCAAGCCCUCGCUCGGGAGACCAGCGCGCUGCUGCGUGGCUAUCGUCAACAGAAUUCGCAGCAGAAACCAACUGGCACCAGUGUGGUUCUGUACACAGUAUGCAAUGUCCAAGCCGGCGAAUCGACGCUCGCCAUACGGAGAGGUGGAGUGACGUGUGCCACUUUCACGGACGAUUCGGGCUGGUUGGCUGCCGGGUUUGGUUCCGGUCGGAUUCGUGUCUGGUCUCUGGGUCCAGAAUCACUUCGCAGAAUGCUCCCAGCUUCCGAGUUGGCCAUGUUGGACAAGGAUGAUUCGCGCAUCAAAACAAAGAUGUUGUACGAUGAGAAUGAUGAAAGUCAUCCAGUACGUGACCUCCUCGGACAUUCUGGCUCUGUGCACAGCGUCGCGUUUAGUUCUGAUCGCCAGUUACUAGUUUCCGGUGGCUCUGAUGGUACCGUUCGGCUUUGGUCCAGUCUACUUUGGGGGGGUUCGCUCACAGUUUGGCGUGAUCACCUGUUGCCGGUGUGGUGUGUCUGUUGGGCCCCGGUCUAUGGGCACUAUGUGGCUACCGGUGGGGCCGAUCGUAGCGCUCAUCUGUAUGCGACGGACCAUGCACCGGAUGCCCUUCGCGUGUUUGUCGGACAUCGCAGUGAUGUGACCUCAGUGUGUAUGCAUCCAAACGUCAACUACCUCGCAACAGGGAGCGCUGAUCGCGCCGUUCGUUUGUUUGACGUCCGCUCGGGGAAGUUGGUCAGACUGUACACUGGUCACAAGGGUUCCGUUCAAGCCUUAGCCUUUUCUCCUUGCGGUCGCUAUCUGGCCAGUGGUGGUUGGUGCGGCUCUGUGUGUAUCUGGGAUUUGGGUACCGGUCAUCAGGUUGGGCAACUGGGCGGGCAUUCUGCAGAACAGCCGCGCAACGAAGACGCGUCCACUGCCUCAGCGGAUUCUAGCCAAUGGCUUACUGGGCCUGUAGUAACGCUUGCCUAUAACCCGGACGGCUCGGGUCGCUUGGCUGCCGGUGGACUGGAUGGAGCGGUUCGCAUCUGGGAUACGAGUAGUGGACGUCAACAACGGGUCGGAGCCUCCUCAUCCACGACUACCGAGUUGUCCGAACGGCCACAGUCCGGACUGAUAGCGAUGCAUAGAGCUACCAAGCAGCAAAUCAGCCGUGGUCAAAGUUCGCAAGGUCAGGUCAAUCCGAACUUCGUCAGCUAUUAUUCGUCAGUAGCCGGUGCUUCCGUUUCCGACAAAUGUCUACGAGAGGCAUUCUUUACCCGUCGAACUUCAGUGCUCGGAUUGCAGUAUGUUCAUCCGUAUCUUCUGUUAGCAGCUGGACCGUACAAUCAGAUGUGAAAUUGUACCCCAUCAGCCCUCUCUCUCACUCCCUAUAAACUGUACAUACUAUUGUUGUUCCAUGUUGCUUUGCGUAUGAAGACAGUUUUCC